Molecule: messenger RNA, 1520 nt
Organism: Ipomoea triloba (trilobed morning glory)
Lineage: Eukaryota; Viridiplantae; Streptophyta; Magnoliopsida; Solanales; Convolvulaceae
Exons: 5
Coding region: 247-1308 (353 amino acids)
Source: RefSeq, a predicted model, not a curated record
UGGGAGCCAUGAAUUUCCCAAGUUAGCCUCACCAACCCCCGCCAUCGCUGGAACCUCAUCAUAUAUUUAUUUGAAAAUUGGAGCAUGCCCAUCACACCUUCCCACUAAUCAUCCUUUGGCUCAUAUCUAUUUGGAGACGAAAUCAGCAAUAAAUGUUCAAAAAAGUUGUUUAAGAUCAUCAAACAAACACUUUGAAUAAGAUUUCAUUUGAUACUACCAGAUUUAGCAUAGCACUAUUUGCUAAUUAUGAGUUACAAACCCAUGGAAGCGUCUUCAGGUAAGUUUAGGACAGCCAUAAUUGUGUUGUUGAUUGGUGGGAUUCUGGGAUGGGUAUAUCAAGCACUCAAUCCGCCGCCGCCCAAACUCUGCGGCUCUCCCGACGGUCCACCGAUCACGGGGCCAAGAAUCAAGCUCAGAGAUGGCAGAUUUUUAGCUUAUAAGGAACAUGGUGUGCCCAAACACACAGCCAAAUACAAGGUCAUUUUUGUCCAUGGCUUUGGCUCUUGCAGGCAUGAAGUAGCCAUUGCAGCUUCGAAAGCUGCUGAGGAAUUGCAGGUGCACUUUGUGUCAUUUGACAGGCCGGGUUAUGGAGAAAGUGAUCCUGACCCGAAUAGGAGCAUCAGAAGUACAGCUCUAGAUAUAGAGGAGCUUGGUGAUCAAUUAGGUCUUGGAUCCAAAUUUUAUGUGUUGGGGUUUUCCAUGGGUGGGCAGAUUGUUUGGGGAUGCUUGAAGUACAUUCCUCACAGGCUGGCAGGAGCAGGACUAAUAGCGCCCGUGGUGAACUACUGGUGGCCGGGAUUUCCUGCAAGUUUAUCUGCAGAAGCAUACAAUCAGCAGUUCCCAGAAGACCAGUGGGCGCUUUGGGUUGCACACCAUGCCCCUUGGCUUGUCUACUGGUGGAACACUCAAACAUGGUUUCCUUACUCCAGUGUUAUUGCUGGCAGAGCCAACAUGUCUCGCCAAGACAAGGAAAUCAUUUCCAAGCUGCUUCCGGGCAAAAAAAUGAACAAGGAAUAUGUAACACAGCAAGGGCUAUUCGAGUCCCUGCAUCGCGACACAAUUGUUGGGUUCGGGAAAUGGGAGUUUGAUCCAAUGAAUAUCAGCAACCCUUUCCCCAACGGCGAAGGCUCUGUUCAUCUAUGGCAUGGCGUUGAAGAUGGGCUCGUGCCUGUCACGCUGCAGCGCUACAUUGCCGGAAAACUUCCAUGGAUACACUACUAUGAAGUGCCUGAAGGUGGGCAUCUGCUUGCACAUGCUGAGGGCAUGAAAGAGGUUAUUCUGAAGACAGUUUUGACAGGGGAGAAGUGAGAAUAGUUACUGUAUAUCUGCAAUUUAUCUUUCAAAAUAGGUAAAGUAUCUACACACAGUUUAUCAUAACUCAUUUUAAGGUACCAUAUUCUUUUGAGAUAAGAUAAGAUAUCAGUGACAGCUUUGAAAUGAAGCAUCAAUAGGACAAUUUGUAAGCUUGAAGUUUUAUAUCACUUUAUUGAUGGAAUCCAUCACAGAAAGUUAUUUCUGAA